AUGCCUCGAAAAAGGAACAAAUAUUCCGCACCAACAGAUGAUUCGGACGAAUCUGACAAUGCAUCAGAACGAGUCUCGAAAAUCAGACUCAUAUCCCCACUUCAUGUUGAUCAGCUCCAAGCUGAUAACUAUACUCUCCGUACAAGCCUUGCGCAAGUCACCCACGAGAGAGACCUGGCAAUCGGACAAGCGUUGCAAGCGAAUAACGAUCUUGCCUCUAGACUCACUGUCGCAGAGGUUCAACUUCAAGCUAAAAGUGCUUUACUCAUUGACAUGGAGAGUCGGAUAGGCCUCAUGCCUGGACAUUACGCGUACGAGCAGCAGAACGAUUUCGUACAAACCAUUGAGGCAUUCAAGUUCCUCCAGCAGAAAAAUGCACGAGAUGACAAGCUAUUUGAACCAGCGAAAGAUAUACCAAGCAGUAGCCAUCUAGAUGAGGCCUCUGAGUGUCAUGAUGGGAAAGCAAACAAGUCAGAGAAAAUGCAGGCGCGUAGGACCACGGAUGCAGGCGAAAGCCUGAAUCCUGCUAGUUCUGGAAAAUCUUCGAAGCCAAAUCAAGUUCAGACCGAAACAAGCGACAUACUUCUUCAUCGUACAGAACUUGGUCACAUCGAAGCACGACAUUUCUUGUUGGAGGAUCAUAAACAAGACUAUAGACAGCAGAUAGACCAACUGAACACAGAAAAACAUUCGCUGCAGAACCAACUUGCUGAAAUCAAAUUGAUGCUCGAACAGUCAACCAGCGAAGUGGAUAUGCCUAAGAAACGUGCUCAAGGGCUCGAGUUAGUCAAAUCGGAGCUGAAAACCUCCUCUCACCAAAAGUAUGAGCAGAAGGAGCUUUUGAUCGAAGAGAGGUACCAAGAAAUGUAUAAACGGGAGGUUAACGAAAACAUGAGCAAGCUUGCAAAUGCUCUCCGAAAAGUGGAAGCGCUCGAAGGGGAAAAGAGAUCUAUGCAAUCGGACAUGUCGAUACUACAAGCUCAGCUUGAACAAUCUCUUCGAGACGCUCGCGAUUUACUGCAGACUUCGCGAAGCAAAAAUAAUGCACUUCAGAUCAACCUCGAUAACGCGCUGGUUCGACUUGAACUGUCGCUCAAGCAAACCUGCAGGUUUAAAACAAAGAUGGAGAUCUUCAAGACCCAGUUCAAGCGCGCCAUAAAUCGCGAAUCUCAGCUCAAAGAAUCACUUCAAGGCGCGCUUGAUUCUUCGGAGACUGUCGGAGCCCGAAACAAUGUUCUUCAGUCCGAACUCGACGACACCAAAAAUUGCAAAGCUCAGCUUGAGCAGUUGCUCGAGGGCACCUACAAACCCAGAAUAGAGAUGCUGGAGAAGUUCGCGCAAGAGCUCAGAGAAGAGUUGGAAAACUCACACCGGAAAUAUCAGGACGAGCUUUCAACUGGCAGAGAAAAGCAAAUUCAAUUAGUGCAUGACUUAGACGAACACAGAGGCAAGCUCGAAGCCAGUCACCGACACCUGGCAUCGCUACAAGCGGAGAAAGAGACCCUGGAAUUGGACAUGUCGACAGUGCAAACUCAAAUCGACCAAUCUCACAUUGUCGAAGCUCAAUUAAAGCAUCUUCCUCAAGCACCUACAGAACACCCUAAGUUGAUUGCGCAGAAUAAGGAGUUGUUAAGUUUACAACGACGCUGUCUCCAAUUAGAAAGAUCUGAACAGGAGACGACCUCGAAAUACGAGACGCAGAACAACCUCCUCCAGAUAGUUCAAACGGAACUGUCGAACUCUCGAGAGGAAAUCAAAUGUUUAGAGGACUUUCGUGAUUCCCUCGAAGGAGAGUUACAGUCUCGAGAGAAGGAAGUCCGAGCUUUGAAAAUGGCUUGGCUUACAGCACAAUCAAAUCCCCAACAAGCUGAAGUGCCAUCUGGGAGAGGAUACAUGGCGUCGGCAAGUGAACGGUUUGCCGCAUCCCGGUCUGAUCAUUAUUUACAAGAUCUCCAGGGAACUCUGAAUGCUAAUUCAACUGAUGGGGAGGGGCAUAUCCUUUCAGAGGGUGAGCCGGAGGUCGUCGGCCCUCGAGAGAUAAAAGUGGAAGUAAAAGAGGUAAACGUUCAUGCAUAUAACAGUGACAUGUGUUGCCGUACUAACUCUUGGAUCGAGCCCCCUACUACAAAAGCACCCAACAUUACCCAUCAGCUUUCACGAUUUAGUCGCAAUGUUGAUAUAGACUGUCGCUCUACUCAACGAAGUCCUUGCCCUUCGAGAGUCAUGCGAUCCUCGCUCAUCUCGUCGUCAUGUGGAACGACGAGCACAGGGUUGAAUCACCACAACGAAAGUCCAAGACAGACUAUAUUUCCAUCACCCAUCAAUAGCAAGGUCGCCUCAGUCGGUCUUGAUUCCUUGCAACGUCCUUUCGUUUCGCGCAAUAUCGAUUCCUCGCUGUCAAAUGAUAACACGGCGACUGCUUUCACAGUAUUGAAGGAAAGUCAUCAUGGCCCUGUCGCACAACGAUUAACUACCGCACGAAAAUAUGAAAUUUCGUUGCCGCCAUCGUCGAAGGUUAGGAAUAGAGGAAGACCCCACUGUCCUAUCAUCCAUUUUGAAGCUAUGCUCGACGAACGCAAAAUGUGA
Messenger RNA from Lentinula edodes (shiitake mushroom), 2586 nucleotides. RefSeq lists its product as uncharacterized. The record is from RefSeq and is a predicted model, not a curated record. The coding region runs from base 1 to 2586 and encodes 861 amino acids. NCBI's taxonomy places the organism in Eukaryota, Fungi, Basidiomycota, Agaricomycetes, Agaricales, Omphalotaceae. The transcript is spliced from 21 exons.